Messenger RNA from Fusarium coffeatum, 1194 nucleotides. RefSeq lists its product as uncharacterized. The record is from RefSeq and is a predicted model, not a curated record. Gene Ontology annotation, cellular component: nucleolus. Bases 1 to 1194 code for a protein of 397 amino acids. Gene Ontology annotation, molecular function: histone binding; DNA binding. Gene Ontology annotation, biological process: nucleosome assembly; regulation of DNA-templated transcription. NCBI's taxonomy places the organism in Eukaryota, Fungi, Ascomycota, Sordariomycetes, Hypocreales, Nectriaceae. The transcript has a single exon.
AUGGUCAAGAUCGGUGAUCUCCUCGCCCAAAUCAGCGGCGGUGAUGAGGGUUCCGCCCCAUCCCCCACACAGAGCCUUCCUCGAUCGAACACGUUACCCAAAAGAAAAGCAGACAGUGAUUCUCGAUCGAGUAUCUCCAAGGCACCCCGAGUCACGACAUUAUCCAGUGCCGUGGCACCACGAACUACUCAGUCCCCCACCACAUCCUCCAGACCGAGCCUUCCAUCACGGCCCUCUGACAGACCGACUCCCUCGCAAAGACCUUCAAGUUCAACAAAUGGGGCCGCCAAACCUAACGUUUUGUCUUCCAAACCCAUGAACGGGGGCAAUAGGAUAUCUAAACCUGCUGCCCCUAAUAGACCUUCACCCGGACCCUCGAGUGCGCCUCCCGCGGCUCGUGGUGUCCCGCCAAAGAAAGGCUCGUUCGCCGAGAUCCUUGCUCGAGCCCAAAAGGCCCAGCAGUCCAUGGGACAGGUGGGCCGAAUUCAGCACAAGAAGGUUGAGGGCGGUAACUUGAAGAAGGUCAAGGAGGAGCCUGCCCCAAAGGCCGACCCUCGAGCCGCCAAGAACAUCAAACAGCGCCCGGCUGCCGCCGCUCCUGCCUCUACAGGCUAUGCCGGCACUGCGAAACCUGGCCAACGAAAUGGGACACCUGUGUCCGGACCCGGAAAGGAUGCUCGCAAUGGUAGACCCCUACCUCCAUCUAAGCCAGAACGUGGUCGAAUGGCCGGUACCAAAGGACCUGCAGUCAAAGCUCCACCGCCAGAAGAAGCCAAGAAGGUCAAGAAGGCAGUGGCGGCAACGACCGGCUACACAGGUACUGCCAGACCUCGACCAGGUGGUGAUGUUGGCAAGAAGAAGGACGUCCCUCGUGGUGGAGCAUUGCUCAGUGCUCCACGAGCUCCCCGUCCCUCACAUUCAAAAUCACGUUUUGAAGAUGAUUAUGACGAAGAUAUGGACGAUUUCAUUGACUACGAUGACGAAGAAGACGAAGGUGGCCCACGGUACGAUUAUGCGUCCGACGCUUCGUCGGACAUGGAAGCAGGGCUGGAUGAUAUCGAUGUCGAAGAACGACGAGCAGAGCAGAUCGCUCGUCGUGAAGACAUCGAAGAGGAACGCCUGGAAAGAAAGCUCAAGGCGGACAAGGAGGCUCGGAAGCGCCAAGCCUUGGAUCAACUUCGUGCCCGACGCUGA